Messenger RNA from Schistocerca nitens (vagrant locust), 1995 nucleotides. RefSeq names its product G-protein coupled receptor 54. The transcript has 7 exons. NCBI's taxonomy places the organism in Eukaryota, Metazoa, Arthropoda, Insecta, Orthoptera, Acrididae. Gene Ontology annotation, cellular component: membrane. Gene Ontology annotation, molecular function: G protein-coupled receptor activity. Gene Ontology annotation, biological process: G protein-coupled receptor signaling pathway. The record is from RefSeq and is a predicted model, not a curated record. Bases 105 to 1394 code for a protein of 429 amino acids.
CAGAUAAUGCCAUAUUCUCAUGAUGUCAGUUCUAUAUUUCAAAAUUAGGUUAUGUGCAUAUAAAAAACUUCAUCAUCUCCAUCUGUUUCAGAAAAUCAGAAGAAAUGUGUCUACCUGCUAUUGAUCAUCGACCUUCUGAUCAAUGUGAUAACUACAGCAGUACUCACAAAGGAAUUACAAAUAUCUCAGGAUGUACUACAAAUAUAUCAUGGGAACACUGGGAGAAUGGACAGACGGGCGUGGAUAAAGGAGAAUUUAAUUACAGUGCACAUAACUUUCCAAAUGAAAUUUGGAUAGUACGGGAGAACUGGGAAAUUGCAGUGAAGAUUCUUUUUGUCAUCCCAAUAGUGAUUUUUGGCAUUAUAGGGAAUGUUGCAAUCAUUAAUAUUGUUAUGAGAAAUACAUUUCUGCACUCACCAACUAACAUGUUAUUGGCAAACAUGGCUGCUGCAGAUGCUCUUACACUUCUUAUUUGCCCACCUAUGUUCCUUGUGUCAGAUUUAUUCCAAAACUAUGUUCUUGGUAAAGGUGGCUGUAAAACUGAAGGCUUCUUUUCAUGUGCAUUUCUACUAACAGCUGUUUUGAAUCUUUGUGUUGUGAGUUAUGACCGCCUCACAGCAAUUACAUUGCCACCAGAAGCAAAAUUAACUCACAAUGCAACAAAAGUUAUCAUGGCAGUCACCUGGGCAUCUGGAUUCUUGAUAGCACUACCUCUCAUAAUUUUCAGAAACUAUAAGGAACGCCAAUGGAAGAACUUCCAUGAGCAGUACUGCACUGAAGACACUACAGUGCUUCCUGUUUAUUGGUAUAUCAUACUAAUAUUACUGGUAUGGUUUCCACUGAGUGUAACUACAAUGUCAUACACAACUAUAUUUUUGAAGCUUGAUUACUAUGAGAAAAAACUACAGAGAACACAUCAAAAAGUAUUUGUCAGCUACAAAACAAAAGUAGCUCGAACCAUGUUCAUUAUUUUAGUAGUCUUUGUGAUAUGCAGAGGUCCUUACACUGCUCUUAUAUUUGAAAGAUAUGUUUGGCAAGCACUAAGUCAAAUGAAUCAAGUGACAGAGAGUUUUCACGAGUUCUGGUUUGCAGCAAAAUAUUUUCUGUAUGUCAAUGCUGCUAUCAAUCCACUGAUAUACGGAUUCACAAAUGAAAGCUUCCGCCGGGCAUUCCGCACUUUACCGGUGUCCAGAUGGGUUUUUGGUAACAGUAAUAUCUUAAUGUCUCCUUUACGGGAGGAAAAACAACGGCACUCCCCAACUCCAGCUCCCAAAGAAACUAAGCACAAAACAAAGAAGAAGAAAAGUAAGAAAGAAGAAUAUGAACAGCGGCAAUGGUUUGUUGAACCAAAACGUUUACACUUAAGUACACUCACUACACAGUUAUAUAUGUGACUUAGUCCAUCGCUCAGUCACAAUUAUCAACCGUUUCUAUUUUUUGUUUUCAGAUAAGCAAUUAUGGAAAAUCCAGAAUAUAAGAUAAUGUGUAUAAAACAGCAAAUUGCUAUAGAGGAGAUGCUGAGGUGCAGACACACAUAAGGACAGGAAAUUGCUUUAAUUUCAAAAAGAAAAGACACACACACACAUACACACACACACACACACACACACACACACACACAUGGAUCCAAAAGCUGAACAUCCUUUUCUUCACUACUAUCAGCUGUGCAGUAUCUCCUCUGUUUUUAAGUAGCAAUCUGUCCUAUCAUACAUAUAAAAUAUUUAAAAAAAUUAUGUAUCAUUGUCAGUAACAACCAGGUUGCUCUGGAAGAGACUGUCAUUUGUCUCAUAUGUAAUGAAAGAAAAGUGAUGAAAGCUGUCAAUACAAUUGCUCUUCCAUAUGAUAUCUCAGUGUAAUAAUCAUUAUGAAUGUUAUUUGGAGAUUUAACACAGAAAAUGGAGUUCAGAUACAUACACCUGAUAUUUAAUCUAUCAUGAAAUUACUGUUUUGAGUAACUGAUGUGGAACUAUAAAGUAGAACUUCUGUUGCACCCAC